AUGUCAGAAUCUAAGAUCCCGCUUUUCAAGAUGAAGGGCCUGAUCUUGCUCCUGUGCCUCCUGGGAACAAGUUUUGCAGUGCCGGCAUUUCCUCAGCAACCUGGGACACCGGGCAUGGCUAGUCUGAGUCUUGAGACAAUGAGACAGUUGGGAAGUCUGCAGGGGUUAAAUGCGCUUUCUCAGCUUUCUAAAUUUGGCCAAUUUGGAAAAUCACUUAAUUCCUUGUGGCUGCAAGGUCUUCUCCCACCACCUUCCUCUUUCCCAUGGAUGAGGCCAAGGGAGCAGGAGACUCAACAGUAUGAAUAUUCUUUGCCUGUGCAUCCCCCACCUCUCCCAUCACAGCCAUCCCUGCCGCCUCCACAGCCGGGAAUGAAAUCCUUCCUCCAGCCAACUGUUGCGCCAGCCAUCCAGGGCACACCCCGCAAGGGAGGGCCUCAGCAUCCGAUGCACCCGGGACAGCUGCCCUUGAAGGAUGCAGAAGUACCAGAGGUUGAACAGCAGGUGGCGCCAUCAGAGAAGCCUCCAAAUCCUGAGCUCCCAGCAAUGGAUUUUGCUGGCCCACAAGUUCCAACUGUGUUCCAAAUAGCCCGCUUGAUACCUCGGGGACCACUGCCACAAAACACACAUGCUGCGCUUUAUCCAGGUAUGUUUUACAUGUCCUAUGGAGCAAAUCAAAUGAAUGCCCCUGCCAGACUUGGCAUCAUGAGUUCAGAAGAAAUGCCCGGAGAAGGAGGAGGACCAAUGGGCUACGGAGCCAUAUUCCCAAGAUUCGGAGGCAUCAGGCAAAGCCUUGGUGAAAUGCCCCGCAACCCGGCCAUGGGUGGGGAUUUUACUCUGGAGUUUGACUCCCCAGGGGCUGCAACCAAAGGUCCUGAGAAGGGAGAAGGAGGCACACAAGACUCUCCCAUGCCAGAGGCCAACCCAUCCAAUCCUGCAAACCCAGGUCUCCUUCAAGAGCUAGCACACGGCGUUCAUGCGGGCCUCCUGGCUUUCCCGAAGGACCAUGUUCCCAGCCUGGCGAUGGGCCCUGCGGGGCAGAGGAUGGGACCCCCCCGGGUCACCCCCGCACCUGUUGGUCCACUGGCAACCCCUGAAGUAGCUGAGGUGUAUGAUAUGUAUGGCCCUGAUAUGACCACACCUUUGGGUUUCCAGGAAGAAUCUACCACGGAUACCCCAAUGACCCCAAACACUCAGGAAAUACCCAUGUUGGGCAACAAAGAUCAGCAGCCCCAGAUCAUGCGUGAUGCGUGGCGCUUCCCAGAGCCCUGAUGGGCCUGAUGGCCCUGAGAUCACAGCUACUUCCUGUAUGCAUAAGCUGCCCAGCCUUGUCCCUGUAGUGUACCUUUUUGCUAAAACACUUAUUACCCUUCUGCAGCAAAGGCAUUAAACACACAAAGCAUGUACUAAUAAACACAAGUGGCUAGAAAUAGUGUAGGUGGCCUUCUUGCUGUCCUCUUGCUGAAAUAAAAUGUGUUGACUGUGAUAUAAAAGCAUGAUUGAUAA
Ochotona curzoniae (black-lipped pika) is the source of this 1503-nucleotide messenger RNA. RefSeq names its product ameloblastin (gene AMBN). The record is from RefSeq and is a predicted model, not a curated record. The transcript has 11 exons. Gene Ontology annotation, molecular function: structural constituent of tooth enamel. NCBI's taxonomy places the organism in Eukaryota, Metazoa, Chordata, Mammalia, Lagomorpha, Ochotonidae. Gene Ontology annotation, biological process: odontogenesis of dentin-containing tooth. The coding region runs from base 1 to 1269 and encodes 422 amino acids.